Molecule: messenger RNA, 1511 nt
Organism: Etheostoma spectabile (orangethroat darter)
Lineage: Eukaryota; Metazoa; Chordata; Actinopteri; Perciformes; Percidae
Gene: plcxd1.1
Product: phosphatidylinositol-specific phospholipase C, X domain containing 1, tandem duplicate 1
Exons: 7
Coding region: 506-1483 (325 amino acids)
Biological process (GO): lipid metabolic process
Molecular function (GO): phosphoric diester hydrolase activity
Source: RefSeq, a predicted model, not a curated record
CCAUCCAUCUCUCUCUCUCUCGGUAUCUCGGUGACAGUUCAGUGGGCUCUUUAAGAGGAGAGCCGCUCUGCGUCUGCUGAUCUGUCAGCAGGCGCGGUGCCGCCCUCCCCGCGCGCACUCUGCUGCUGCUGCACCUCCGGGAACUGACGAACACCCGGCCGGUGCACGGAGGACCUCACCGGAGCAGUCUGCGGAUCAUACGUGGAUACGAUAUUCGAUCGUCAUGGAUAAUCGAUAAUUGGAGCUAAAAUGCGCCGAGCCCACCGUGCCUGUCAUCCCGGGCUAUGCAGGUGUAAAGGGUAACCAGACUGAGAGCUGACUGGGGAGGGACGCACGGCCCCACAUUUACAUGUUUGAUGUUGAGCCAUGAACGCUUUGGGGUGGACUUCUUCUGGCACGCGCCUUUAGUUGUAGUCAUCGUGUUCGCCCUGUUUGGCCCGCCCGGUUCAGCAGGUUUGGCGGGUGGGAGGAAGAAUAUUCAUAAAGCAGCAGCAGUUUGAUCAAUAUGUCCUCCGUGGUGGGGUCCGGAGUGGGGGAGCUGAGUCUGGGAGAGCUGCCCAUGGAGAGCUGGAUGUCUCACCUGCCCUGCGCGCUGUGGGACACCCCCCUGUACCAGCUGGCCAUCCCGGGCAGCCACAACGCAAUAACCUACUGUCUGGAUAUGAAUGACCGGUCCCCUGUGGACCUCACCCAGCCAGACAUGCUUCAAAAGCUGGACAAAUACAUGAAGCCUCUCAUCCGCCCCUUUGUUUACAAGUGGGCGAUAACCCAGGAGUACACCAUAAAGCAGCAGCUGGACUGUGGGGUCCGAUACUGUGACCUGAGAAUUGCACACAGGCCCAACGACAGCUCCACGGAUCUGUACUUCUACCACGGCGUCUACACCACGCUCACUGUGGAGACUGUUCUAAUGGAGAUACGAGAGUGGCUGGACGCUCAUCCCAAAGAGUUGGUCAUCCUCUCCUUCAGCCACUUCCUCGGCCUGAGCCAGGAGCUCCACAUGCUGCUGCUCACCACCAUACGCAACGUAUUCACCUCCAAACUCUGUCCCAAAACGGAAGUGUUAACUCUUCGAAACCUGUGGGCUUUAGGCUACCAAGUGAUGGUGUCCUAUGAACACAGUAUGGCCAGCUACCACGGCGACCUGUGGCCACAUAUUCCCUACUGGUGGGCCAAUAAAUGCAAAGCUGAGGCUCUUAUUGAAGACUUUGAACACCGUAAACAACAUGGCAGACCAGGAGGUUUUUUCGUCACGGGAAUGAAUCUGACCGAGGACCUGAAAUACAUCUGCACGCACCCGACAGAGUCCCUGAAGGACUUGGUGAUGUCCACGUAUCCCACACUGCUCAGCUGGGUUAAGGAGCAGACUCCCGGCUCCAGAGUCGGCUCUCUCAACAUCAUUGCUGGGGACUUUAUCGCAGAGAGCCAGUUUGUUCCCACUGUCGUUAAACUGAAUGAGAAACUACUAAAAUGGUCCUCAUGACUUCUCACCAAUUUGAAUUGUUCUACAA